Messenger RNA from Candida albicans SC5314, 2169 nucleotides. RefSeq lists its product as uncharacterized. NCBI's taxonomy places the organism in Eukaryota, Fungi, Ascomycota, Pichiomycetes, Serinales, Debaryomycetaceae. The transcript has a single exon. Gene Ontology annotation, molecular function: ubiquitin-ubiquitin ligase activity. The coding region runs from base 1 to 2169 and encodes 722 amino acids. The record is from RefSeq and is a predicted model, not a curated record. Gene Ontology annotation, biological process: protein polyubiquitination; protein monoubiquitination. Gene Ontology annotation, cellular component: ubiquitin ligase complex.
AUGUCGCCAGAUAAUGAACCACAACCUCCAAAUGAAGAUGAGUUGCUCAACAAUAUUUUGCCCUCAUACCAUAUGUUUCAAUCUACAGUAUCAAAGAAUUUAACCCCAACAAAUGAAAACUAUUCUAUCGACCCACCAACAUACGAGAUGACCCCCAUCACUUCAGAGACCCCUUCGUUGUUGACUUUUAGUAGAAUGCAAAGUCCCGUCGAUGAACGACUAGAAACUGAUAAUUACUUUCCCCAGAGUGAUAAUGACUCGGUCACCUAUAACCAAGAAAGUGAGGAUAUGUGGAAGAAUAGUAUUUUAGCUAAUGCUGACAAAUUACCAAAUCUAACUCAUAAGAAAAACUCAAUGAGUGAGUGUUUACAGAUUGACAUUCAAGUAACAGAAAAAGUUUGUCAAAGUGGAAUAAAACCUAUAUUUAUGGAUCCAUCAAAUCGAGAGUUUAAACAGGGUGAUUAUCUUCAUGGUUAUGUUACCAUUCGCAACACGUCGGAUCAGCCCAUCCCCUUUGAUAUGGUGUAUGUUGUUUUUGAAGGAACAUUUACUACUCUAGAUACACUGUCUGGAACAAUUUCCACUGAAAUGCCAGCGUUAAGAUUUAAGUUUUUGACGAUGUUGGACCUUUUUGCUUCAUGGUCGUAUGCUAACAUUGAUCGACUUAUUACUGAUAAUGGAGACCCCCACGAUUGGUGCAAUGGAGAAACUGAUCCAUACGACAAUACAUUAUUGUCUAUCGAUGUGAAAAGGUUGUUUCAGCCUAAUGUAACGUACAAGCGAUUUUUCACAUUUAAAAUUCCAGAUAAAUUAUUAGAUAGCACGUGCGAUCAGUACAAUUUGCCAACACAUAUAGAAAUACCCCCAACACUAGGCAUUGAUAGAAACAGUUUCCCUCCUUCAUUUUUAUUAGCGAACCAACAUUUAAUAGUUAAAGACUUGUCGUUUCUGGAUAGUUGUUUGGCUUAUCGUAUUGAUGCCAGAGUAAUUGGGAAAGCAUCAGAUUAUAAAUACAAAGUUGAUAAGGAUCAGUAUGUGGUGUCCAAAGAAGCAUCGUGUCCUAUAAGAGUUGUACCUACGCCUAACUUGGAAAUGGAAUAUAAUUUUCAACAACUCAAACAAGAAGCGGAGCUUUAUUACCGAGCUUUUGUGGACUCUGUAAUGGUCAAGAUAGAAUAUGGAAAUGAGUUGUUGAACAACAAGCCUGGGUAUAGUAAUACCUCGAGACCUAACUUGAGUCCUAUGAUGAGCAACGAUAGUGUUAAAUUACGACAGUUGUACGAUGUUGCUGACGAUACGUUUAAAACUAAUUUAAGAAGUGGGAAGAGUAUGCGUGAUGAGGAUUAUUAUCAAUGUCUUAUUCCGUUUAAGAAGAAAUCAAUUACAGGAUCAAGUAAAUAUCUUGGGAUCAUUUCCUUGUCAACGAUUAAGGAACACUAUAAGAUACGUUAUACCCCACCGACAAGAUUUGGGAAAGCUCCUCCUCCAAAUGAUACUGAACUUCUAAUACCACUCGAGUUAAAUUAUUUCACUGAAUCUUCCACUCCGUUGAAAAAUUUACCAGAAAUUAAAGCGAUAGAUGUUGAAGUAGUUGCAUUGUCAAUAAGAUCAAAGAAACACCCAAUCCCAAUAGAGUUUACCACUGAUAUGUUGUUUGCAGAGAAGGAAAUUGAUAUCAAGAAAUCACAGCCGGCCAAUUUCAAUCUGCUUGUUGUUGCUCGAUUUUCAAAUUACUUGAAUGAAUUUCACAAACUAAUAAAAGGAGUGGGUAAUGAGGCAUUGAGAUUAGAGACUAAAUUAUACCAAGACGUUAAAUGCUUGGCAUCGUUGAAGACAAAGUAUAUUAAUUUGCCAAUUUCAAAUUUGGUGUUUGAGACAACUUCGCAAAAUGGUAUUGGAACCACAACAGAGGUCAAAAGUUUGCAAUGGCAAGAAGAACAAUCAGAAAAAGGCAAAUUGUUUACCAAAAAGUUUGCAGUUAGAAUGAACCUAAAUAAUUGCAGUCUGAAAAGUAAUGAUAACUCGUCUAAAGGGUUAGAUAGAAUUACAUUGGUGCCUAGUUUUCAAACAUGUUUUGCCAGUAGAUUGUAUUAUAUUAAAAUGACUGUGAGAUUGAAUCAUGGAGACAGUUUACUUGUGAAUGUUCCUUUGAAUAUUCAUAGAUAUUAG